Molecule: messenger RNA, 608 nt
Organism: Serpula lacrymans var. lacrymans S7.9
Lineage: Eukaryota; Fungi; Basidiomycota; Agaricomycetes; Boletales; Serpulaceae
Exons: 3
Coding region: 196-444 (82 amino acids)
Source: RefSeq, a predicted model, not a curated record
CCAGCAUGGUUUGAACGCCUUUCUGACUCGAGGUCCCGUGGUGAUACAUCGCCAAAGGAGGAACGUGAUGAUGAGGGACUCAAGCUCUGAAUAGAGCUAGAUGAGGUAGAUGAAGAAACUGAGCAAGAACGAGAUCGUGUUGUCUGGGAAGCGUCAGACUGGGACGUUCUUGCGUCAUUGAGGCCGAGUGAAGCCAUGAGUUCGAUGAAUGAAGGGAGAGCAGAAGCAGGCAUCGAACUUGAAGAAACAGCUAACGUGAAGUCGUCGAGGAGGACGUUGGAACGGCCUUCAAGAGCGCCAGCCAUGAAAGCACUGGGCAAUGGUUUUAAAGGAUGGUGGAGCGCCAUGGAUACCGCCCACGCGCCCCUUUGGCUUACCAUCAUAACCUCACAGCCUUUUUUCCCGAUUCCUUUCCUCGUAACGCGCCGUAACUGGGUCAACUGAGGCGAGCGAUACGAUAAUUAAUUAACGUCAUGAUCACAGUUGCCUCGAAAAAAACAAGGGCUGAGAGCUAAGCAUCUUACCGCCAUUUAGACAGGAUUCCACAACAUUUGUGAGCAUGCGAAUCUGCGGGUUGUUACACAAUGUUGUUGUAAAACAUCGAUUGU